This is a messenger RNA of Hydra vulgaris (swiftwater hydra), 1674 nucleotides long. The record is from RefSeq and is a predicted model, not a curated record. NCBI's taxonomy places the organism in Eukaryota, Metazoa, Cnidaria, Hydrozoa, Anthoathecata, Hydridae.
AUGUCUGUUCGAUCUGGAUUUUCACAGACUUUGCAAAUGUCUAAUAGUAAAAAAAGGUCAUACUUAGAUGAAUACAUGAGAUAUGGAUUUACCUACAUGCUUAAAGAAACCAUUAGCUACCCACAGUGUGUUAUUUGUUAUAAAGUACUAGGAAAUGACUCUAUGAAACCUUCAAAGCUUGCUAUUCACUUGAAUAAGUGCCAUCUUGAUCUCCAAACAAAAGAUACUGAUUUUUUCAAAAGAAAAUUUGAAUCACUGAAGAGAUGCAAAUUGGAUAAAACUGGGAUUAUUUACCAAACUCAACAGAAUAUAGUAGAAGCAUCCUAUAAGGUUUCAUAUAUAAUAGCACAGAACAAAAAAGCUCACACAUUGGCUGAAGAAGUUAUACUUCCAUGUACAAAAGAAAUCGUUAGAUUAUUAUUUGGAGAAGAAGCUGCAAAGAAGGUAGAUAAUAUAUCUUUAUCAAAUACUACAGUCAAACGAAGGCUAACGGAUAUUUCAUCAAACAUUAAAGAAAAUGUUAUUAAUGAAAUUAAAGAAUCCCCAUAUUUUUCUAUUCAGUUGGAUGAGUCCACAGAUUUUUUCAAUGACAAUCAAUUACAAUGGAAAUAUUUGUUUGGAAUUACUACUGAUGGAACUCCUGCCAUGAUGGGUUGUAAGUCUGGAUUACAGACUAGGGUGAAAGAGAUUGCUCCAAAUGUAGUUGGUGUACACUGUUUUAUUCAUAGACAGGCUUUGGCAGCCAAAACUUUACCAGGUAGUUUGAAAACUGUAUUUAAUCAAUUAGUCAAGUUGGUCAAUUAUAUAAAAUCUUCUGCUCUUAACACUCGCCUUUUUACAAAAUUUUGCUCUGACCUAAAUGCUGAACACAAUAAGUUAUUGUUUUAUACUUCUGUGCGAUGGCUAUCUGCUGGAAAUUUUUUGGAAAGAUUUUUCAUGCUUAGAAAUGAAGUGAAAGAAUUUUUAUGUCAAAUGAAAAGUGGACUGGUAGAAUAUUUUGAAUUUGAUAAUUUUGAAAUAACAACUGCUUAUCUUGUGGACAUCGUAGGUCAUUUUAACAAGUUAAAUUUGCAACUUCAAGGCAAAAAUGCUAAUGUUAUUACACAUUCAGAUAAACUGAAGGCAUUUAUUGAAAAGCUCAAACUGUACAAGACUAGAAUUAAUAAUGGAAACUUGAUCAUGUUUCAAAAUUUAAAUAACAUAAUUGGAGUUAACAUGCUUCCUGAAGUUAUAAAGACAGAAAUAGUUUGUCACCUAGAUAAUUUGAUUACUGAAUUUGGUAACUAUUUUCCAGAUAUGAAUCUUUUGAGCAGUGAAGUUAUUAUAUCACCAUUUUCUUGUGAUGUGAAAAAUGUGAAAGAGGAAGCACAAGAAGAGUUUAUAGAGUUAAAGAAUGAUACCACGGCUAAGGAUCACUUCAAAGUAGCACCAUUAAAUAACUUCUGGUUGAAAAUGAGGAAUUCAUAUCCAUUGUGUUCAUCAAUUGCACUUAAAGCCCUUAUUCCUUUUUCAACAUCAUAUUUGUGUGAAGCUGGGUUUUCAGCAAUGCUAUCUCUUGAAACAAAAAAAAGAAAUAGACUUGAUAUUGAUGCAGAUAUUAGAUGUGCUCUAUCAAAAACUAAACCAAAUUUUCAGAUAUUAAUUGCUAGUAAGCAGUGUCAGAAUUCACACUGA